UGCGGUUUGGUGUCCGUGGUGUGGUGUCCGUGGUGUGCUGUCCGUGGAGGUGUGCGGUUUGGUGUCCGUGGUGUGCUGUCCGUGGAGGUGUGCGGUUUGGUGUCUGUCCCAAGACAUUUCAGGGCAGCCAGUUCCCAGCAGCGGUGAGGACAUAAUGUCUGGUACUGGUCAGCACUGGGAGCUGUGUUGGGGAUGUGAAAUUCAAGGAAGGCAACUUUAAGGCUGAAUACAGCUGUGAUGCACAUCUGUUUGAUGAAGAAGGCGUCACUUUUUUGUAGUCACUUUGCAAAAUUAGCUGGAUUGAAAAGUAAGAAAAAAUAUGACAGAAAAAGCAAGUGCAGAUGAUUUUCAAGUUUGGGAUCAUCUCAAGAAGAAGAAGAAGAAGAAGAAGAGAAAACACAAAGAAUACGAUAAGAAACAUGAAAAUGAUGAAAAUAUACAAAGCGCAGAGCUUAGCCGUGCUUCUCCUCUGCUGUUUGAAGAUCAAGCAGCACAGGGUGGUGAAGGCUGUAAAAAGAAGAAAAAAAAAAAAAACAAGGGGGAGAAGCAACAGUCUUCCUUAGAUAAUUCUUGUGUAGGACUGGAACAUGAAAUUAGUGAUGAAAUGGGAGUGGAUGUUUCCCGAAAGAAAAAAAAGAAGCAGAAGUAUAAUGAUAGCACAGAUGAUCAAAGCAAUGUAAGUUAUGUCACAGUAAAUCAGUGUAGCGCUGAUAGUUGUCAGAACAUCAAUGCUGAUUACAUGUAUUUAAAACAAUCUGUUAAGAGAAAAAGAAAAGAAAAAUUGCCUGCAGAGGAUGAGGUACAUGAGCUGCUUACCUCAGAAACACACAAUAAAAAUGAUGAGAAAAGAUCGAAGAAGAAGAAGAAGAAGAAGAAGAAGAGACACAGUAGUACCCAAGAUAUGCAAGAAGACACAGAUGUAACCAUUGACCAGUCACUGUUGUCAUCUCUGGAGCAAAACAGGCUGGGGGAAGACACAACCUUGCCGUCACCUGCAGAAGAGGGUGGUGUGGCAACGCCCCAGCAACGGCAUGAAGAUAGCGACUGUGAUGUUUCUCCUGCUGUGCGUGAAGAUUCUACAGAUGUACCUGCUAAUGUUUUUAAGCUGACUAAACCAGCUGAUCGAUCUCAAAAAACUCCAGUGCGUGCUAGAAAGAAAAUAAAAAGCAGUGCUUUUGUCAUGGAAGAGAGCUCUUCAGAAUCUGAUGUAAUGACACCAGAGCCCUCGGCAUCAAAUAGGAAGAAGGACCAGAAUAGUUCCUCUACUGAAGUGGUACCCUCUGAUGAGCUUAAUCUGGAUGAUGAAGAGUGCCUGGACUCUACCAUGACUUCAGUCCUGGAUUUGGAUACUGCAAAACAAGAAUUGGAAGAGUUUAUUCCUCAUGUGAGGAAUAUAUCAGACAGUUCCAUCAGGAAGAUGGCUGGAAGAGACCUAAUGAGGUUUAAACAGUUUAAAAAACAAGGUAUUGCUGUCAAGUUUGGUAGAUUUUCCCAGAAGGAAAAUAAUCAAAUCCGGAAAAAUGUUGAAGAGUUCUUAUCGAUUACUGGAAUAGACAGUGCUGAAAAACUCCUGUUUACCUCACGGUAUCCGGAAGAUAAAGAAACUAUCAAUCGCCUAAAAUCGGAACAUCUUUUUUGUGAAAAACUUUCUAAGGACAUACCACGACCCUGGAGGCUGAUAUAUUAUCGAGCAAGGAAGAUGUUUGACCCAAAUAAUUAUAAAGGGAGGUAUACUAAGGAAGAAAAAGAAAAAUUAAAGAAGUAUCAUGCUCUGCAUGGCAACGAUUGGAAGAAGAUUUCUGAGAUGAUGUCCCGUUCCAACCUCUCAGUUGCUAUGAAAUACUCUGAAAUCAAGUCAGCUAUUAAUUAUGGUCCUUGGUCAAAGGAAGAGACCCAGAAAUUAAUGCAUGCAGUGGAGGAGGUGAUUAGGAAAAGAAUGGAAACUGAAGAUGCAAAUUCUCUUUCAUCAUUGGAAAAGUCAAAAAGAGAUCUCUUGAUUGACCGUGAGAAACUGUACCAGAAAUUGCCAUGGACUGAGAUUGAAGCUAAAGUGGGAACCCGAUAUUGGAGGCAAUGUAAACAGAGAUGGACUACAGUUUUAACAAACAAGAUGACCAAAGGGCAGCAGUUAUAUCGGGGAACCAAAGGAUUACAGGCCAAGAUCAGCCUUAUUAAAAGGUUGUAUGAAAUGAAAGUGGAGGAUGCUAAUGAAGUAAACUGGGAAGAACUCAGUAAUACUAUUGGAGAUGUCCCUAAAACCUAUGUUCAAGCAAAAUUUUAUAAGAUGAAAGUCUGCUGUGUCCCUUUGUGGCAAAAUAAGACUUUUUCUGAAAUUAUUGAUUAUCUUUUUGAAAAGAAACUUCCAGAACUUGAAGAAAAGUUGGAAAAAAGGAAAGGGAAUCACCUUAGUUCUGACAAUUCAGCAGCCAGGAAACAGACGGCGGUGUUCCGACUCAGUGACAUUUUUGACUCCAGUGAAGAGAGUGAUUAAUUGACUGCUUUAAAAGCAAUUCCCAGUCUGCAUAUAUAACUGCAAAAAUGGAUCUGGUUGAAAGCGGGCACAGAUCAACAACUGCAGGUACAUAAGCUAUCUAAUAAUGGAAAAAGGAAAGAUAUGCACGUCUGAUUUUCUUGUUUCAUAUUGAAGACUGAGGUAAAUACAGGUUUUGUACUGCUGUUUUUUACCUUAAUUUAGCUCUGGUUUUAGAAGUCUUUAUUAAAGCAUCCAAGUUGCUUUCUGAAUGUCUCAAAAAUGGUAUUUUUCCACUGAUUUGUUUUCUAUACAGUUGAAAGGUACCAUCUACCCUUUGAGCAUGAACUGGGUUUUUAGAACUUUAAUGAAUUUUAAAUAAUUUUAAAAAAUUCACGGGUUUGGAAAAAGGCUUUCGGUUUGCUUUUAAAUCUCUAUAACAAAUCUUAAGACAUCUGUGCUGAUGGAAGCAGCACAACUUUGAGUUGUUUUUUUUUUUAAAAAGAUACCUUGUUCUUAAAAGCACCUGACUUUUAUUUUUGAUGUAGACUUAUACUUUUAUCAGCCCUUCUACAGAAAAGGGAUUUUUGUCCAUUACUAUUCAUAAAUUGUAAUGUCACUUCAUUCUAACCAGAGCAAUGCCUUUAAAGUGUUAUUACUAUUUGGAAUACAGAGACAAAAUGGACAGUGUGUGUGUAUAUGUAUACACACACAUACGUACAUAUAUAUAUUUUUAUUGUGCCAAGGACAAUUUCUACAUUUCAGUAAGAAAGUUGAGGGGUAAGAUGGAGGUUGUACUCAUGUUGUUGUAUGAUAUUUUAAAGUAUCUGCCUAGUGAUUAUUUGUAAACUGACCGAGUGAAUGUAAAAAACCAAAACAAAACUAAUAUCUUACUAUGCAUGUAAGGUAUUUGUAUGGCUUAUUUCCUAUAUGCUGUAUUAGAAAGUGAUGCAAGAUGACUUGGUCUCUGACAUACUGCUUUUUGAUGGUCAUUUUGAUAAGUGAGAAUUUACUUCUUUAAUAAUUGUCAUUGAAAAUACAAAACUUUCAGCAGCAUGAAAUAAAGGACUUGUUGAAGGU
Grus americana (Whooping crane) is the source of this 3550-nucleotide messenger RNA. It is a transcript of the gene TTF1, whose product is annotated as transcription termination factor 1. The record is from RefSeq and is a predicted model, not a curated record. The coding region runs from base 320 to 2491 and encodes 723 amino acids. Lineage: Eukaryota; Metazoa; Chordata; Aves; Gruiformes; Gruidae. The transcript is spliced from 13 exons.